AUGCCUUCCUCAACACCGGACCUGAAGCGGCGACGCAUCUCGACUCAGGAAUUUUCUGACUCAGAAGCAGACCGAGCUUGUACACCUGCACAGAGUAACAUUAAGGAGGACGGAGACCCGGUCGCGGACGCCGCGAACGAACAUGAAAAAGCAGAAAAGCCCGCUGUAGAAGUUGUGCACCUCGACAGUAGCCUCGACGAGAGCGUUAUCUUUGUCUCCUCGUCCUCACAGCCCAAUUAUGACCCGCCAGCUCGUCCACCCGCGGCUCCGGAACCGCCUGAAAACAGGGGACGCCAGCAGUUUCGAACGC
Molecule: messenger RNA, 310 nt
Organism: Amoebophrya sp. A120
Lineage: Eukaryota; Dinophyceae; Syndiniales; Amoebophryaceae
Source: the annotation of a GenBank genome assembly